GGUUUAUGUUUCACUAUGUCUCACAUGGUGGUGUGCAGUACCUGUGCUUGAGCGAUCAUGACUUCCCGCGCGAGAUCGCCUUCUCAUUUCUGGUGGAGAUCAAAGCUCAGUUUCUCGGUCACCAUGGCAACGAUCUGGAUGAAGCCGGCGAGUAUGCGUUCAACCGAGACUUUGGGCCCAUCUUGAAGCAUUCGUUAGACUACUAUUCAUCAGACCCUGCCGCGGAUAGGCUUCGACAGGUGAGGAGUGAGGUAGACGACGUGAGGAAAGUCAUGGUACAAAAUAUAGAGAAAGUGAUGCAACGGGGCGAGCAGAUUGAGGUGUUGGUGGGACAGACCGACAACCUCAACCAACAGGCGUUUCAGUUCAAGAAGAAGAGCACAGCCCUUAAGCGGAAGAUGUGGUGGAAGAAUACCAAAAUGCUUAUCCUACUGGGGAUGGUAUUGGCGAUUGUAUUCUACUGGAUCUUAUCCAUGGCCUGUGGGGGUCUGAGCCUCCCGUGCUUCAAGUCGUGAAUAUCGCCAACUGGAUGAGAACGUUAUACUAUACUCAUAAUCCAAGCGAAGACUCGUGGAGCUAUGUCAUGAUCUGACAAUGAUAGUCCAAUUCUCUCGAUGCUGAUGUACCCGGAGUUGGAGUGAAUAUUCGUGGCCAGAUAUAUACAUACACACACACACACAUACACACACACACAUAUAUAUAUAUAUA
Molecule: messenger RNA, 708 nt
Organism: Sphaeroforma arctica JP610
Lineage: Eukaryota; Ichthyosporea; Ichthyophonida
Exons: 4
Coding region: 6-515 (169 amino acids)
Biological process (GO): vesicle-mediated transport
Cellular component (GO): membrane
Source: RefSeq, a predicted model, not a curated record